Myodes glareolus (Bank vole) is the source of this 7567-nucleotide messenger RNA. Lineage: Eukaryota; Metazoa; Chordata; Mammalia; Rodentia; Cricetidae. The record is from RefSeq and is a predicted model, not a curated record.
CAAGAAAGUAGCAGAAAGUGAGGCUGGCAGGCGGCGGCAGAGGCAGGAAGUCUGUGCCGAAGAGCAGCAGAAAUUAGAGCCAGGGAGGGACCGCGGCAGCAGCAGCCAAGGCGAAAGAGGAAACUGCCUAAGAGGAAGCUCUGCGGCAGCCCGAGCCUCCGUGCGCUCCGCAUCCUCCGGCUCUGCAUCCCCGCGCCCGGCAUCCCCUCUGCGCCCGCGCGGGGCUCCCGGCGCCCCCUCCCCAGCGUACCCCGGCUGCCCCAAAGCUCUAAUCUGCCAUGGCCCGGGAGAACGGCGAGAGCAGCUCCUCCUGGAAAAAGCAAGCGGAAGACAUAAAGAAGAUCUUCGAGUUCAAGGAGACCCUCGGAACUGGGGCCUUUUCUGAAGUGGUUUUAGCUGAAGAAAAAGCAACUGGGAAACUCUUCGCAGUGAAGUGCAUCCCAAAGAAGGCGCUGAAGGGCAAAGAGAGCAGCAUCGAGAACGAGAUUGCUGUUCUUAGAAAGAUAAAACAUGAAAACAUUGUUGCCCUGGAAGAUAUUUAUGAAAGUCCGAAUCACCUGUACUUGGUCAUGCAACUCGUGUCCGGUGGAGAACUCUUUGAUCGGAUAGUGGAGAAGGGAUUUUACACAGAAAAAGAUGCCAGUACUCUCAUCCGCCAGGUCCUGGAUGCUGUAUACUAUCUCCACAGAAUGGGCAUUGUUCACAGGGACCUCAAGCCUGAAAACCUCUUGUACUACAGUCAAGACGAGGAGUCCAAAAUAAUGAUCAGUGACUUCGGUUUGUCAAAAAUGGAGGGCAAAGGAGAUGUGAUGUCCACAGCCUGUGGGACCCCAGGCUAUGUCGCUCCUGAAGUUCUUGCCCAGAAACCGUACAGCAAAGCUGUUGACUGCUGGUCCAUUGGGGUGAUUGCUUAUAUCUUGCUCUGUGGCUACCCUCCUUUUUAUGACGAAAAUGACUCGAAGCUCUUUGAACAGAUCCUGAAGGCAGAAUAUGAGUUUGAUUCCCCCUACUGGGAUGACAUCUCUGACUCUGCCAAAGACUUCAUUCGGAAUCUGAUGGAGAAGGACCCAAAUAAAAGAUACACUUGUGAGCAGGCAGCUCGGCACCCCUGGAUUGCUGGUGACACUGCCCUUAACAAAAACAUUCAUGAAUCCGUCAGCGCUCAGAUCCGGAAGAAUUUUGCAAAGAGCAAAUGGAGACAAGCGUUUAAUGCCACGGCUGUCGUGAGGCACAUGCGAAGGCUACAGCUCGGCAGCAGCCUGGACAGUUCAAAUGCAAGUGUCUCAAGCAACCUCAGUUUGGCCAGCCAAAAAGAUUGUGCGUCUGGCACCUUCCACGCUCUGUAGUUUCCUUUCUUCUUCGUCGGGGGUCACAGGAGUCGGAGCUGAGAGGAGACCCAGGCCCACCACUGUGACAACAGGGCACACUGGAAGCAAGUGACCCGGCUCUGGAGGUGGGACCCAGGGGGCGGAGCCGGGGAAGGGGAAGCCCCAGACCGGAGCAGCUCCAGCAUCGGAGACCCCACCCACCCUGCAUGGUGCGCCUGCAUAGGACUGGAAGGCAGAAGUUUUUUAUGGCCAUAUUUUAUACUGCAAUUCUGAUGUGUUCAUUUCUCACAAACUGUACUGACUCAAGGGGAGCUGACUUCACAGGAUCUGGUGCUGUAUAUAAGAACCUUGCAAAGCUCUAACUGAACGGACCUUCUUGCUCCCCUCUCCCAACUCCACCACUUCCGCUCUCUCAGUGUAGGCAGCCAUCUAGGAUGUAUUUUUUCAUGAAAAAAAAAAGGUUUCAACUGGAUUAUUUAAAUAUUAGUAAAUGUUGUACAUUAGGAUUUUUGGGGGGGGGGUGGUGCUGGGGAUUGAACCCAGGGCCUUGUGCAUGACAGGCAGGCUCUCUACCACUGCACUGGAUCCCUGACUGCAUUAGGAUUUUCUUUUCUUUUUGAGACAUGUCUUUUUGAUCUCUGUCAGUUACGUGACCUCUCUCAUUCGCUCUUUAAUAGUGGUUUUAUGUGACCUUUAAGGGAUUUCUUUCUUUCUUUUUUUUUUUUGUUUUUGCCUCCAAGAGGAGUUAAAAAUAUUUUUUAAAAUUCUAAGAGGAUCGAGAAUCUGUCUCCAAGGCUGAGUGCACUUUACUUGUGUUUCCUUGCCCUGUGUCUCUUCCUCAGGAGGUCACCCCAGCACCUGGGCUGGGCUGGCUUCUCUCCAGGUAGCUUUUGCCAGGGAAACUGCAGAAAACCUUACCAGCAGCUUCCCCUGAGAACCCCUCACCAACCACAGAAGAUGUAAGCUUGUUUCCUCUGCCCUAAACUCCAGGCUCCAUAUUACAGGGGAACUGCCCUCUAGGAACAGGAUCCCCGCCGGGCCAAGGAUCCCCGCCGGGAGCCUCCCUUACAGGCGGGACUAACCGCCAUCUUGUUUUUAAAAUGAACCACACAAAGCUCUCAUUUCUCAUGGGAGAUAAUGGAUGAAACUCUGUUCUCAGCUAUGCACUUUUAAAACGAAUCUCUCUACAGUUGUUUUAAUUUUUUAAAUUCAUUUCUAAUCCUGCCCUUCAAAUGGCCUAUAGCACACACUUUUCCCCUUCACAUUUUUACCCUUUUCUCUCGUGAACAUUACCCAAGAGAGGGGACAGAAAAAGCCUUUAAGAAGAAACCUUUUUGUUCGGAGGUAAGGAAAGACACGAAGUGAGCAGAAUACUGUCCACCUCAGAGCAAGGUCCAGCUGGUGCAAAAGCCUUCCCUUACAUCAGAGGAGCCUGAAAUGAAAAGUCAUGGGGGUGGUCAGGCCAUUGUGCGCCCUGGUUUGCCAGGGAUUGAAGGAUUUCCUAGGAUAUGGAACUUGAAGGCUAAAAUUAGGAAUGUCCUAAAAACCAGCCCUUGUCACUGACCUGCACAGUGGCUAGAUAUGCAAGAAGAACAGGCACAGAGUGUAGUCCAGGGCAGACGCUCUCCCAGGAGGUUCUCAGAGACCCGGGCAGCUGGCUCAAAGGCCAGUUUUGCCAGCAUUCCCCUUCAGUUCUCAUGUCUGUCUGAAGCCUGAGCCUCAUCUACAGUCAGUGGUAGCCUAGCAAUACGGACUGUGAUAGGGUCCCUGAUGGCCCAGGGACAGGCCUGAGGUUGUUGUCCUCAUACCCUCCUCGUGUGCUUGCCAGCUACAAAAAGUCCUGGUGGACAAGUAAGUCAUCCUUGCCACUCCUACGUUUGCCCCUAGUACUCCCCAGUACAUAUGCUGUGCAAGUGCGUGCACACACACACACACACACACACACACACACACACAGUAUCACUAGGGAAGAAGCUCCAGUUCCCCAAAGCUAUAUAAGAGCAGUUUCAGACAGACAUCUGGUCUACCUGUUCCCAGUUGUCUCAUAAGCUCCCAAAUGCUUAGUGAGAAUCCUACCACACAAACCCAAAGAGUAGCCGUUGAAGCUGUCGUUUCAAAGUCUAUAAGCCUUCUGGGAAGAGUUUCUAAAAUGACAACAGACCCGGUUGGAAAGCAAAUGCCACUGAGUCUGGAGACUUACCCACCUACUCUGCCCUUCAGAAAGCUAAUGAUAUGAAUAUUACAAACAGUAUUUAAGAAAACCUAGAAGUGACUCAAAAGAAGUUUAUAGGAUGUUUCCUGACAAGAAGUAUCAUGGAAAUAUUCAAUUUUAUGUAGUAUAAGAAAAAAAUACAGCAGUGCUUGGUGGUCUUAAUUAUAACACUUUGGAGGCUAAGGUAGAAGGAGCUCAGUUUCUAUGCAUCCUGAGCUGAUUAGUAAAUUCUUAUCUCAAAAGGGAAGAAGGGAGAAAGGGAUGGAGGAAGGAUGGAAGUAGUUUAGUUGAUUGCUGAAGUGGGGGAUUUUACCCGAGUUUGACACCUUUCAUGUGUUAGCCCUUUAUGAAGUAUGGUACAUGUAACUAUUUAUGUCUACAAAGUAACAUUAUUAGUGAUGAAAGUAUUUCAUAGAGCUGAUAUAUGGGUACAUGGACUACAUAUAAAUAUUUAUGAACUACAAAUAAAUACAGAACAGUUGAAGAGUGAGCCCUGGUACAGGUGUCUACCUUGCAAUCAACUAUGCUUGAUUCAACCUUGACACAUCAGGUCUCCAUGAGCUGGUGUUAGGAAGAUGAUUGAUAUUGCCAGCUCAGUAGUAGAUAAGGUUGAACUUGACUUCAGGAAGCACCUACAGCAUGUCACUAACUUGGGUUAUUUCCUACUGUCUUAAGAAAGGUGAAAAUAAGUACCACCUGAGCCUUCUAUUCUGAGAAAGUCAGCAUGGGAGAAAGACGAAGUUUCACUUCCAGUUGGUAUUGUUAAAUAAUACUAUAGGAGACCACAGAAUGGACUUAGUCUUAAGACCUGGAAAAUGGGAUGGUAAAGUCUUGGCUCCCUCAUUCUUGUUAGAUUCCACUGACAUAGGCUGAGAAUGUCAUGUACGUACCAGGAUGCUUAGCAGCAUCCUGUGGGCACACAGGCCCCUCUCAGACUGCUUUCCUAAUAUCAGGCUCUUACCACUGCCCCCGCUAGAGCCUUUUCACAUUUUCCGAGCAAGUGGAUAUUUAUUUCUUCACUUGGUUAUGAAAUUUUGAAAUAUUUUCAGAAUAUUUCCCACUGCUUCCUGCCUGUCCCUCCCUCAUCCCCUGACCUUCACCCAUACUUGAGGCAGAAAGGGCAGCUAACAUUCAUCGAAAAGCAACAGUGAGUGAAAGGGGAGCCCUCUUUGGUCCCAACAAGGCCAAUAACUUGUCAUUCCUAAUCAAGGGAUCUGUGGAGUUUGGAGCUUCAGGUGUAGGGGUUAGGAAGGGACAGAGGCAGUUGGAGGCUGGAGGGACAGGGCCUGCCACAAACCCUUGAGGAAAUGGGGUUUGCCCAGUCAUGACUGAGGCAGCAGCCCCAGUGUCACAGACUUUGUAACAAGCCCUGGCUGCUUUUUACCCCUCUCUACUGCCUCUAACCCCAAGGGGACUUUUGACUCCAGAAGAUCAACUGCCAUUCCCAUCUCUGUGUGAAAGAAAAGGACUCUGUAGAAGGCACUGAAACAGAUCAAAAUGUCUAGAUUCCUGCCCUUGACAUUGAUGCUGGGUCUCUGCUAAAUUGCCGCCUUGAGUCUCCAGCCAUACCACUUCAACUGGGCCCCGUGUCAUCUAAGAUGCCUCCUUAAGAAGACAGCCACCUCCGUUUGCACAACAAGCUGUGGUUUUGAGAAACUCGCAAUCUGCAGAAAUCUCUGAGUGUGUUAUUUGAGGAACACAGCAGCUGGCAUAGUGAAUCCCGGACUCUGUUUACCCACUUAUGCUUCCCCCCACCCCCGACCUCAGUGCCCCGCACUAGUGCCCUAGAGAGUUUGUAGAUGGCAGAUGCCCUUGUACCACAGGUCAAGAACACUGUGGACACUGAAGAAGGAACCAGUUGGUCCCCUCUUGAAAGAACUGACCUCCCACAGGAUGCAAAACUUGGUCCAGUCAGCUCUGGGGUUUGAUGCUUUAUGAGUUUGUAUAAACAGUAGGGCAAGCCCACCCAGUAGGAAUGACUAGGGAUUUUAGAGCUCUGGGUAUGAUGACCCUUUGACCUGCUCAGAAUUAUGGCCAGAACUGACUUUUCACAAUGGGGAAACCAUAUUGGUGCCAUUAUUCCAGGCUGCAGGCAGGAAACCUGGGGCCAGCAGUGCCUCUGCCUUGCAAGAUUUGCACAAGUGUUGUGCUGGGUUUUCCUAAGCCAUGAGGAAGGAAGGCGAGAGCCAGGGAAGGACAGCUCCUUCCUUUUUUCACAACCAAAUGGCAGGUUUUCCUGGUUGGCACACACUCCCAGCAAGUGAGAUACGGGCCCCGCUUGCACGUCCUACAGAACCAGCGCUAGGUUCCCAUCCCUUCUCCUCACAUUCCGACAAUUUGCCUUUUCCUUAAACACAUUCCAGACCAAACACUGUUCAGUUUGUUUCCAAAAUUAAAAACCAAUGUAUAUAUGUGUAUGUAGUCCACUGCUCUUUCAGGGGUUAUCUGGUCCUAGGUUGGGGCUGCAAGCAGAAAAGGUAUUCCAAUCCUUUGAUUACCAGAAUUGAGAGUUUUGAGAGGUUUUUUUGUUUUCUCAGCCAAGUUGGGGAAGAGACAUUUUGAAAGGCAAAAUUAUUUCCUGCUACCUCUACAAAAAUUUGUGUGCAGGUGAUUUAGCUUGAAAACUUCAACCCUGGGUAGCAAGCAGGUCUAAGGAAGAAAGGAAGAGGAAAGCCACACCCCAUCCGCCAGGUCCCUUCUUGGUGGUCUCAGUGCAUCAAGGUCUGCCUCCUGCUCCAGUGUGUGCACAGGAGCCCAGCCCCGCUGUGAAGUUGGCCCUGCAUGCUGGCCACGGCCGGGCCUGCCCUCUGCCAGCAGCCAAAGUCUUCACAAUCAGCAGGGAAGACUUAGCCCUGUGUAGACUUCCCUGUAAGCCCAGUGGGAGCAGCUCAGCUUGCGGCUUUAGGGGCUCCACUUUUGCAAACCCAAAGGCUGUGCAUUUGGAAGCCAAACAUUCAGUUCAGCAUGUGGCUCCAAAGUCUGGUUUCGUGGACAAAGCAAACUGUGGAAUGACUUCUCUGUGUCUGUUUUUCUCUAAGCCAAAGGGACAAACAAUUGCAUUGACUCCUUGUACUAAAGCCGCUUCUGCAUUCUCCAUACCUGUUUUUAACCUUCUUGUCUCUGGGGAAUUUGUUAUAUAAUUAUCAUGUCCUCUGAUGAUUUAUCAAACUAUGUUACUUACAGGUGAUUUUAUUUUUCUUAUGGAUGGAGAGACAUGUUCGAGACUUUAGUCAAAGACAUUACUCAAAAGUCCCAAAUACUAAUUAACUAGCUUCUCAAUGGGAAAAAUCUUCAUUUGAACAGACAAGGGUUCUGAGGCCCUCUGGGAUAACCCUGCACCUUGGAGAACAAAGCCCUGGGGGGCAGAGCUGGAAGUUGGGUUACAAAAGAGAUGAAGGAGGGACCAGAGCAUUAGCUCAGAUGUUUGUCCCACACCACAGAAGCUGUGAUUCUCCCCGCAAGGCUCUUGGCCAUUUCUGAGCAACAUAAGACACUGUCCAGUAUCACAUCAGCGUCUUGCGUUUGAAAGACUGCAUGUUUCAGAGAGCAUUUAUCUUAGUCCAACAUUCAAAUGAGAAGAUACCAAAGGUGCAUUCUUUCCAGAACAUCCAUUGGAACAAUGUCUAAAUUGGCUUCUGUGGCAAUCUAUGAUGUGAUUGGCCUUCAUCCAGCUCUCUCCCAACAGUGGGCAUGUUUUCCCAACAGCUUCCACCAUCAAACCCAGGAGCAACCCAACUCACUAUUACCAGGCUUGCAAUUGGUUUGAUUUUUUUCGUACAUGCUUGUCCAAAAAAAAAUUUUAAAAAACGAGCAAAAGAAGGGAAACUGCAUUUAUCCAUGCAUGUAAUAAACUCUGCAAGAAGUUUAACCCCCAUAGGUUUGCGGCACUGCAAAAUUGUUCAUGGGUCUAUGUAGCAAAUGAUUCUCUGCCUUGACAAUCAUGUAUACAUAUCGAUUUCUAUCAUAAUGAUAAUGAGAUUGAUGACUUCUUGUUUUCCUCCAAUAAAGAGAAUUAAUCACCUUUCGA